CUAUUAUUGAAUAUUGAUACAGUCUCAUGAGUAUCUUCAAUUGAGAUCACUCAAAUUUAAUCAUGAAUAUUGUUGGGACCUCAUGGAUAAUCAAUAAUUGCGAUUAUUGAAAAUGAAUGUCAUAUCAUUAUCUUCAAUUUCACCUAUUUACAGGAGAAAUAGUAUACUGAGAAGGAGAGUUAACCCAUAUUUUAAGGGAUUAAUAAGAGAACAAAAGCAUACGCAUGUACGUACAUGCAUGCAUGCAAUUUCUCCAUCCAUCUCUUCCGAUAGCUUCCAUUUCCCUAAUAAAAAAAUUUCAUUGAUCUUCUUCUAUCUGAUUUCCUGGCACUUACAUACUCGCCGUUAGCUAGCUUGAAUUCCCCUCCUUUCCAUCAUCUUCGUGGCUAGCUAGCGUGCGUAGGGUACCUCCGGCCCGAGGACCGACCGACAACCUUCCCUUCCAAUCCCAUCCUCUUCUCAUCAAUUCAUUAUAGUUUGUUUCCCCUCUAGGUAAUAAUCAUCAUAUAUUCAUAUCUAUUUGGGCUGGCUGGUUUUGAUCUCACCAGGCAUGUUCAUGUUCAUGCCAUAUCAUGAAUGCAAAUGUGGAGCAUAUGUAUAAUGUAUGUAUAUAGCUAGGCGUAUGAUUUGAUGUCGAAUGCUAUCGAAGUAGCAUCGUGGUGCGGGGAAAUCAUCUUGUUGGAAUUGGCCCCAACACCGGAACAUCAAUCCGGUAGAGGAGAAACGGCAGCCACCGCUGCCGCCAUAUCAAGAUAUGAACUGUUUCCCCUGUUUUCAAAAGAAAGAAGAUGACAUUGAUAAGGAGCAGUCGGAGCAGCUUCCUGUUGCUCAACCAAGAGAGCUUCUCCUCCCCUCCCCUCCCCGCCCUGUUCCGUCUCUUAACAAGGGUACGUGCAGAACCGUAACUAGGAUGAGAUAUAUUUAGUUGGGCCGGUCUACAGAGUACAAAAUAUUUUUGAAUAAAUUUAUAUGUGCAUAUGUAUAUGCAUUGCAUGCACCAUGCAAACAAACAAAUCUAGAGUCACAUUUAUAUGAGAAAAUUAAAAGGAAUAUGACUAACAAAUUAUUAUUCCUAAAUUAAUUGGGAUUUGGAUGUAUGGUAUGUGUUUCAUACUACUUUUCUCUCUUCAAUUUACAAAUUAUUACUCAUAUACAGACAUGUUUAUGUUUUUAGUCACAUACUCGUAUUAGAAAUCUAUAAAUAUUUUAGUCGAAUUUACAUAAAUUUCCGUAUUUAUAUCUAUAGAAAUUGGCAAACUGUAUAGGUUUAGAUCUUAGGGCAAACAUUUAGGGCAAGUUCGAACGAAAAACAUUCUUUUACCAAAAAAUGUGGGAAGAUGGUUUUUAAGUAGUUGCUCAUGAUAUGAAUAUAACAUAGAAAAACUUCAAAUUAAAAUAGGAUGCUGAAAGUUAAUUUCGAUGGAGGAUACUUUGAUUUGCUCACUUAGUUCCAUAAAUUAUGCUUGUGAACAUUAUAAGUUCUAUAUAUUUACUCAAUUGCAUAGUAUCUCCUGUAAUGAAUGAAUUUUCUACAUUAGGAACACUUAAUUAUGUUGGGAUGUGUAAACAGAAAAGCUCACAAGAACAUAUGUUGCCGAUAUUGAGUUCUCGACAGGAAGUGUACAUUAAAUUCUGAUACAAAUGAAGUUAGACAACUAAUAAUUAAUGACCAUAUGCUUAUGUUAUGACACUAAAUCUGAUUUUUUAUAAUAGUAUAUAAAUGAUGUUCCACAUGUAAUAUAUGACUAAUAAGAGUGUUUAAGGUUAUUUCAUAAUGCAAGAUUGGUAAAAAAUAUGUGAGAUUUCUGGCCAGUGCCAUUUUUGUUUGGAAAGAAGGGGAACCAUAUGUAUUUUUACUUGCAUAAAUUGAGGUAACAAACACUAUAUAAUAUGUGUAGUGAAUGGACCACCAGUUUUAUUUAUUUAUAAUAUCGUUAUCCGAAUUCAGUAACGUAAUGAUGCAAUUAUACCAGCACAUGGAUAAAAAUCAAAUUAAUUAUUACAAGGGCUGGUUAAUCACAGUACAUGCAUGCAUAUAUGGCUGCAGAAUGUAGUACGACAACACCACCGGAAGUGAUUCCUCCACCCGCUGUUUUAGACAACAACAAGCAGCAGGCAGUAGACAAAGGGAGCGUAGAAAGUGGAAAUUCCAACGCCAAGACUUUCACUUUCCGGGAGCUUGCGAGUGCAACAAAGAACUUCCGGCAAGAAUGCCUCAUAGGUGAAGGUGGAUUUGGAAAAGUAUUUAAAGGAACACUUCCAAAUGGGGAGGUAUAUUUAGCUAAUUCAAACCUAGUAAUCAAACCAUUUCCCUAAUAGCUAAAUAGCUAAUUCAAUACAGCAAUACGACCAAUGUUGGGUCUAUCUUCUAUCUCCUUCAAUGUUGCGCUCCAAUCCGAUCCAGGAUUAAAACUUUUAAGUCUAGAUCAAUUGGGCAACGCAAUCAAUAUUUCAUUUUAUGAAAAAAAUCUUGCAGUGUAUCUAAGCAUAAAAUUAAGAGAAAAUUAAGUGAAAGCAAGACUCCUAACUUAUACUCGGCCAAAUGAGGCUCUGUUACUAACUAUAUUAAGCUUUGAGACUACAUCAUAAACAUUAUCUCUGACAAGUUUAAGAUCUUACAUCUCUGUAGCUAAACAUCCCUCUAAAUGCAGGUGGUUACUGUUAAGCGGCUUGAUAGGACAGGAGCACAUAACAGUAAGGAGUUCUCUGUAGAAGUGCUGGUCUUAACCCUUCUUAACCAUCCUAAUCUUCUGAACCUUAUUGGCUAUUGCGCUGAUGGAGAACAAAGACUUUUGGUCUAUGAAUACAUGCCAAUUGGUUGUCUCCAAACCCAUCUUUUUGGUGAGUAGUAAAUAGAAUACGGAGUUUAAGUUUAAGGUGUACAGACUUCUGGACAUCAUAUUAUUUGUUUUUAACUUUGGCUUCAUUUGUGUAACAAUUGCAGACAUUCCAGAGCAUAAAGAGCCACUGAAUUGGUCGACUAGAAUGAAAAUAGCCUCUGGAAUAGCCCAAGGACUAGAAUAUUUGCACGAAAAGGCCAACCCUCCCAUCAUAUAUAGAGAUUUGAAAUCUUCAGCCAUUUUGUUGGACGAAGAUUAUAAUCCUAAGCUUUCUGAUUAUGGUCUUGCUAAGCUUGAGGGGGGAGGGGGAAGCAAUACACUCUUAAAACCAAGGGUUAUGGGAACCGGUUAUUGUGCGCCAGAGUACGAAAGAACCGGCGAGCUCACUUUGAAGUCUGAUGUUUACAGUUUUGGUGUGGUUUUGGUUGAGCUCAUUUCAGGCCGCCAAGCCGUGGACACCGCAAGACCAAUAGAUCAACAAAAUUUAGUGGAGUGGGUAAGUAAUAAAAAUUAAAUUUAAUGCUAAAUUUCAUAAACUAUAUGGGCAUGUUUGGAGUUUGGAAUUGAUUGUGCUUAGGCUUCUUUUUUAAGUAGAAAUAGAAUCAAAAUUGGUUUUACAGAAUACUUUUGAACUUUGAGCCAAAUAAUCCUACCUAAUGGAGGAGAAGCAAUUUUGAGAAGAUAGAAACACCAAAUUUAAUGAUUGAUUGCGAGUUAUCGCUUCAAUAGAACAAAAGUAAACUAACAAUGCAAAAUGACUUUGAUUUACCUACAGGCACGACCCAUUUUCAGGGAUCCAAAAAGGUUCCCAGAAAUGGCAGAUCCACUUAUGAAGAACGCAUUUCCAAUGACAAGUUUGAACCAAGCAGUAGGUGUCGCCGCCAUGUGCCUCCAAGAAGAAGCAUCAGUACGCCCUCUGUUCGGUGACGUCGUCGCUGCUCUUAGUUUCCUAGCAGCGGCUCCAAUAGAAGAACCGUCAGUCCCCGUUGCACCGCUUCCGGACCAGACCCAACCAUCACCGGAGAAUCCAAAUGAAAAUACAUCCGACAGCGACAGUAGCGAUGAUGAGGACCAAAACAGUGAAAACAGUUCCUCUUCCUCGGAUCAAAGUGAGGAUGAAGGAGAAGGAGAGGAAUCAGAGUCCAGAAGAGGCAAUUCUAAAAGGAUAAACUCAAGAUCAAGUAGCAUCAGAAGCAAUUCAUCAUCCUCAGAUGAUGGAAAUGCAUCAUCAGAUGAUGGAAAUGCAAGUGAUGGUUUGAGCCCAAGGCGGAGCAGAACCGCCUACAAAGACGACCAAGAGAGCGAUUCCAUCAACUGGAGAAAUGACAGAAUCUCAGAUGCCGAUGAAGACGUCGGCGACAUGAGCUUCUGUUACAGCGUUAAUGCCAGUAUGAAUUUGAGAUCCAGCAGUAUUGCGGAAUCAGAUGAUGGGAGGAGUAUGAGAUCCAGUUUAAGGAAGGAAGGCAGUAUGAAAUCUGAGAAUCAGAAUUUUGGUUCAUACUCGUCAACAAGCAGCGAUGAAGAACUAGAUGAAGAUAAAGCUUGGCAUUGAUUAUAUGUAUCCAUUUUCUGUAAUUUUGGUGAACCAUCAAGGAAAUGUGCAUAUCCAUUUUGGUGAUUCAAUUACUUAAAUGUUU
Cuscuta epithymum is the source of this 4477-nucleotide messenger RNA. The record is from the annotation of a GenBank genome assembly. NCBI's taxonomy places the organism in Eukaryota, Viridiplantae, Streptophyta, Magnoliopsida, Solanales, Convolvulaceae.